AUGCCCAUUUUUAGUUUUUGCAAAACGGACAGGCCAAAUUCAAAGCAAGGAGGUGGAACUGCUAUUAUCAUACGUAAAGGUAAUGAAAUCAUUGAAUAUACAAUUUUAAAAAUCAACACUAAUGACAAUAGUAACACAAACAUAUUCAUAAUCAGUUUAUAUGCCACUAACUCUAACAAAAUAAUAUUUUUAAAAGAGCUAGAUAUUAUUUUUAACAAACUAAAAUUAAAUCAGACCAAUAAUAGAUUUAUAAUAGCAGGAGAUUUUAAUGCUAGACGAAUGGAGUGGGGUGACCAUGCUGAUAAUGAACGUGGACGCUACCUCCGCAGAUGGGAAUACACAACAGCAAAUCAUUACAAUGCAAAAAUCUAUCCGACACAUAUACCUUCACGAACAGAUAGUAAUACAUACUUAGACAUAUGUAUCACAGACCUUCAAAUAACCGAUUUGAUCAAUAAUAAAUUAAGCACCUGUGAGUAUGAUAGCGACCACCUAGCUCUUACCUUCACUGUGAAGCUGCCAAAUAGGAUGGAAUACAUAGAUAGACAACAAACUUUACACAGAUUUAAUUUCAAAGCAACAAAAUGGGGUAAGUUCCAACACAAACUACAAUCUAACUACAAUACAAUCAUCCCUGAUGACAAAAACCUGACCAUCAAAGAAAUUGAUGAGUUCAUCGAAGAUAUAAAUAAGUCAAUUCUAACUACCAUCGAAGAAACGGUUCCAAAAUUCAAGCCUCACAACAACUUACAUAAAUAUAUCAACACCAGAAUCAAGAAGCUUCAAAAAAAUAAAUCAAGACUAAUAACCGAACUCCAUAAACUACAGACAAACAACCCGUCCAACCACAGGAAGGAAAUUAUCAGACUCAAAGAACUCAUCAAACUCACUAAAGCUGAACUGAGGAAGGAAUUUGGAACAUCUUCAGCAACGUACUACGCGAACUUACUCAAGGAAAUAAAUCACCGUGAUGCCUCAACAUUUUUUCCUAAAAUUAACCGCUACCUGAGAAGAAAAAAUCCUAUUAGUAUCGGAGACCAAAUUCUUAAUCAGAAUGACCCAAUACUAAUAGGCAUACCAGCUGAAAAAAUCAAUAGAACAGAAAACAACACAGUAAUUAUCUCUGACCCAACUAGUAAGCUGGAAGUCAUCGGAAUGUUUCUCCAAUCCAUCAACUCCCCUAGGUACCUCAAUAACGGAACCAGGAUAAAAGAAAUAGUUGAUAAAGAAGCUACUAAGAUUAAAAAUAAAUUAAAUGACAACCACAAUAACAAUACAACAUUCACUAAAUUCACAACUGAAAAUAGAUCAACCCUUUCUAAACACGAAGACGAGAAAGAAUAUUUCUUCUGCAAUAGCCAUUCUCUCAACUUAAUUCUACAAAGACUCCCUAACAAAACAUCUAGCGGAGGACUUCAACAGAGAACUGUCAACUCUCCCACCCUCUUUUCAAUUUAUCUCAGCACCCUACUCAGUUCGUUCGAUCUAAAUAAAGGUGAUCUAAAAGCCAUUGCCUUUGCAGAUGACUUGGUGGUGUACCUGCCUGGAAAGUCCCCACUGAAGAUCCAAGACGGCCUCCAAAAGCUUCUAAAUGUAAUAGACGAAUUCAUGCAAACCUGGAACCUAAGAAUAAACUACACAAAAUGUGAAACAAUAGUCUUUCGCCGAUCGACUCAUUUCCUAACCAAAGGCAGCAGAUCAGGACUUAACACCUUCACUCUGAAAGGUACCAAUCCAGGUACGGAUACAGUAGUAAACAUCCCUCACAAGUCAAUAGUAAAAUACCUUGGAGUAUAUCUCGACGACAAAUUGCGUCUGAAUAAACAUAUUAAUAUUCAGCUGAACAAAGCUUCAGCAGCUUUAAAAAGCCAACCGAAGCUUAUUCUACUGCAAACACUUGACUAG
Cotesia congregata is the source of this 1905-nucleotide messenger RNA. Lineage: Eukaryota; Metazoa; Arthropoda; Insecta; Hymenoptera; Braconidae. The record is from the annotation of a GenBank genome assembly.